This is a messenger RNA of Drosophila busckii, 660 nucleotides long. RefSeq lists its product as uncharacterized. The transcript has 2 exons. NCBI's taxonomy places the organism in Eukaryota, Metazoa, Arthropoda, Insecta, Diptera, Drosophilidae. The coding region runs from base 92 to 436 and encodes 114 amino acids. The record is from RefSeq and is a predicted model, not a curated record.
CAGAUUGGGAAAUCCUUUGCAGCUGCGCGUCUUUGUGCGUCGCUCGCUCUGCGUCUAUGUCUACUUGAUAUUGCUGGCAGUGCCCCAAUGGAUGUAUCUGACUACAGUGGCUGCCGAACAGCACAUUAUCUAUCCCUUGAGCUGUUUCCUUGCUGCGCUGCUGCUGCUGACUGCAGCUCAACUAAAAUUGCUGCAGCAGGAGCUGCGCUACUUGUGCGUAUUUUUGUUCUAUGAGCUGAUCACGCUGGGCUUGGGCACUUAUCUAAUGAACAACGAUAUGCAGCUGAUCAAGUGGGCAGUAGCUAUGGCGCUGCUGGAUUUUGUUUUGACGGGCUUGCUGCUCUAUCUGCACUACGAGCUAAUGUUGCUCGCCUGCUUCAUAUUCACACAAUGGAUCAAGACCUUCAAGCAGCUAAGGCUGCCACGUGUUGUCUGACGUGCUGGCAUGCAAGGCUGCAUAUCAAUGCAAUUCCCAUCAGCAAUCAGCAAUCCCAGCUUGAUUUCUAUACAUGAAUCAUCGACUUACCGUUUGCCGUUGCCUUUUAUGUCUAUUGGCCUCCAUCAUCCAGCGGCCUCAAUCACGUUCCAUAAUCAGCGUACUCUCCCAUCUGUCAACUCUCUGAAUCAUUCACGCGAUAUACGUGACUUUCGGCUGAAAAG